Messenger RNA from Dreissena polymorpha, 3014 nucleotides. RefSeq names its product kelch-like protein 6. The coding region runs from base 233 to 1990 and encodes 585 amino acids. The record is from RefSeq and is a predicted model, not a curated record. The transcript has 2 exons. Lineage: Eukaryota; Metazoa; Mollusca; Bivalvia; Myida; Dreissenidae. Gene Ontology annotation, molecular function: protein binding.
UUACCGAAAAGGCCUACUUUUACUUUCGAUUACGGCUACAUCAACCUUGCAUUGUUCAUUGAACAUUCUCGGUAUUAGUAUGAAACACUAACAAAAACUAUACAGUUAUACUGUAAAAUUUGUUAAUAUAUAUUGUAUGUAUUAGCUACAGUUUAUUACAAUCAGUUUUAGUUGUAUAUAAAAACCACAUCCAGCGCAGGGGCCCUCGAUUAUCGAUACGAUUGAAUUAACUAUGAAUCAACAGCAACAAUAUUUGUGCGACGGUCUUGAGAGGCUGCGCCAGAACGAGGGAUCUUACGCAGAUUUUACCAUUUUAUCAGAGGAUUUCAAAACAUUCCACUGCCACAGAGUUGUGCUGGCCGCAGUUUCCCCGUUCUUCGACACCAUGUUUACCAGUGAUAUGAAGGAAGCUAGCGAGCAAAGAACAGAUCUUCCAUUUUCUACGGAAACAGUGGAUCUGUUGUUAAAGUUUAUUUACACUGGAUGCGACGUUAUAAGCGAAGACACGGUGGUUGAGCUUUACCAUGCGGCUCACUUCCUGCAAAUACAAACCCUUGUCGCCUUGUGUGAAUCAUUCGUGCGGUCUAACAUGACGAUGAGUAUAAGCUUAGAUAUAUGGACUAUUGCAAGGUUGUUUGGUUCCAACGAAAUCGUGGACAUUGCCAAAUCAAUAGUGCUCCAGAAUUUUAGCAUUUUUAUUACCAGAGAUGCCAUUGGGCGACUGUAUUUCGAUAACUUUAAGGAGAUUAUUCAAGAACCGCUUUUGAACUGCACCGGUACGCUCAAAUGCACAGCUGCGUGGGUUUGGUUUCUCUCACAGCAAUCGCCAACGGUCGAGAAUGCAAAAUCUGCCGUUGCGGCUGUACUUCAAGCUCCAAAUGUUGACACAAAUGACAUUUUAGAUGUUGUUAAAGAGAAAUUUGAUGGUGAAAGUGAUGACAUUGGUGUGUCAAACGGUGACGAAAUGAACAGUUUAUCAGAGAAAGCGGAAAUAUGGAUGAAGGCAUGUGAAGCUUUAUGGAUACGUCGCGAUGGAAACAAGGAGUAUAUCGCUUCUGGGUCUUUGCAAACAGGCAGCAACGCGACGGAACAGUCUGAAUGGCUUUUGGUCAUUGGGGGAUCACAUCGACAUGAAAAUCGGAUGUCUCUCCUAAAUUAUAUGAAGAAACAGUGGUUCGACCUUAAAGCUCCCAACGAAAAGCUUGGCCACCAAUAUGCCAUUUGCGCGUUGCAACAUCGACUGUACUUGAGUGGAGGCGUCAACAAUAAAAGACGAUUCAUGUAUUUUGAUGGAUCCGAAAAGAAAUGGUUCAAAUUAUCUGACCUUUUAUCCGAUCGGGAGCAGCAUAUCAUGACCGCUGUGGACAAAUGUAUCUACGUCCUGGGUGGGAAAACAUCCGCAGAACGUGGAGAAAUUCAAAGGUACGACACUGUUGUACCCGGAUGGAUAAAAUGUGGGAGUAUGGCCAAACCAGUAGCCGGAGCGCGUUCCGUUGUAGUCGCAGAGAGGAUUUAUAUUUUUGGUGGAUAUGAAUGUGGAAGUGGCCCCACUUCGACCGUGGCUAUUGAUACAAUUCAGUGCUUUGAUACUAAGAGCAAGCUCAGCUGGUUGUACAAGACUCUUCGCUUACCAUUUCAAAUGAAAUCCAGCGCGUUCGGAGUUGUACAUCUCGGUCUGCAAAUUUACGUUGUUCAUAAAAGCGUUGUAUAUAAAAUGAUCGACACGUUGACGGACGAUGCGAAAAUUGAAAAGAUUGGGCUACUUCCUAAGCCCUGUUUGAAUAAAGAUUUUGGAGUCGCUGGCUUUGGGACGAAUAUUGUCGUAUUCGGAGGGGAAGACGAAAAUUUUGAGGAGUCCAAACGCAUCAUGCAAAUGGACACGGUUUCGAUGCAGGCCGUCGAAAUACCACUUGCGUUACCAUUUACUAUGGCCGAUUUUUGCUACACCAAGCUAACUGUGCCAUCCACUUGGGUGCUGAACGAUCUUUAAUGUGUUUCCUUAUAUUAAAUAUGAUGUUGUUUUAUACCGUACACUCGAUAGCGCGCAAAUGCACGCGAAAGAUUGGUAGUUACUUCACUGUUUUAGGUAAAUAAUCGUUGUUUGCUUGUUUUUAUGCCUCCGUCAUGAAUGAACGUACGUAGUGAAAAGACAUUUAUGCUGUUAUCCAUCGACCGUGUGUGUAUGUGUUUUUGUUUAUUUGUGUUUGACAUUUCGGGAUCCAGCUCAUUACCUUGUCGUGCAUUAUGGGAUUUCAAAAUCAAUUGGCGCAAAUGAUUAUCAUUUACACCGUGUCCCCGAUCGCUUCAAGGUACAUGUCACAAUUUGGAUUAUUUGCAUAUUUCGUAUAUGUAUUUAGGUGAUGGAACAUGUUGUAUACGUUCAUGCCGCCAAUAAUUGUUAUGUACAAUCGAUUAAAAAUAUCAAAACUAUUUGUCGCGUGCAACAAACGCAGUCAACAUAUCGCUCCAUUCAAACAAAAAGUCACCAAUUUUUUUUUGAGUUUAAUGUAGAGGCAGUUUUGCAAGUCAGUCUGCUGUCAGCUACGAUAGGAACGAUAACUGCAAGUCAGUCUGCUGUUAGCUACGCUAGGAACGAUAACUGCCAGUCAGUUUGCUGUUAGCUACGCUAGAAACGAUAACCACUGCCUGUUUAUACUUCAUCUAUGGUACACUUCAUACAGCCCGUAUGUAUUCAAUAAUAGUGUUUAAGAGCUUUGAUAUUGGCCAGUCUUGUGUUUAUAGCAGCUUGUGCGACGACAUUGGCCAGUUUAUCAUUGAAAUCUGUACAUAUUGGCUGCUUUCAGGAAAACCGGUCUUAAUGCUGAUUUUAAAAGUAUGUCGUGUGGGCAAAAUUGUUGCUCAAUAAUUUAAAGAAAAAAAAGUAUAAGAUACAUACAACACAACAUAUAUGUACAUGAAUAUAGGCUUGUUAUUCUUUAGCAACGCAACCAAAGUUCUAAAGAUGGUUGCCAGUGUAGCAACCAAUUGUGAAAUAAAGAGACAUAUUGUUGUUA